UCUCUUAUAGUCUACCUUGUGGUUCUCUCUGGUAAACCCCCAUGAGAUCCAGGGACAAACAGAGCUGACUUUCAAGCAUCCGCUCCAUACCCAUACCUUCCAAAUUUCUCUCAAAGGUCUUUCUCGAAACACACCAGGGAAGCCCUAAGAGACUUACACGAGGGAUCUCCCUCUUCAUUUGGAUCGAGAUGUUUGAAAAGGCAGGGAUCCCAUCCCUUGAGGAUGGACCGAACGAAUUCAUAGGAUUCGAUAAGAAAAACAACGAUGUCCACUGGAAGCUCAUUGGGAAGUUCCAGCGACUUGCUGAAAGCUACCGCCGCUUGAGACUGGAACUAGAUGAAGAAAGGGCCACCAAUGCAAAGUAUGAGCGUCUUGUCAGACCCAAGGACGAUGACCCAUUUGUUCUCGUUCUCAUCGAUGGCAAUAAUCACAUUUUCGCGAAGGAUCUGAUCAAGGCUGGCAAGGAAGGAGGUGCCACAGCUGCAUAUCUUUUGCAGGAUUCCAUCAAGAGACUGCUUUGUUCCAACCUAGACAACGAGGGACCUGGAUGCAAAGUGCUAGUACGGGUGUACGCGGACAUUGCCCGUUUAUCCAUCGCCCUUCACCGUGCUGGUAUUGCUGGUAACGAAAGCCGGUCAUUGGCACCAUUCGUGGCAAGUUUCAAUAGUACACAAGGGGCGUUCGACUUUAUUGACGUGGGUGAUACUGAGAGCAUGGAGCCAAAAGUCAAAGCGACUUUCGAUGUCUUUAUGGCGCAUCCUCAGUGCAAGCAUAUCUUCUUCGGCGCUUGCAAUGAUACUCGACAUCUCUCCUUGUUGACCCCGUACAGCGGCAAAUUGGAUUGGAUCACCCUCAUAAAAGGGAACUCCUUCGAAUCUGAAUUUGACUCGUUGGAGUUGCCGGUAGUAGAGAUUCCGUCAGUGUUUGAAUCCUGUCAACGGGAAGAAGUGGCCACCGUGACAUCGCUAUUCUCUACGAGAGCUUCUGAUCCUCGUCCCAGCGCUAAAAUCUGCAAAUAUUUCUCGAAGGGCAUGUGCAGAUAUGGCAAGAAAUGCCUCAACGUGCACGAGAUUACAGGACGCACAGGAUCUACAAUGCAGCAGACCAAAGGAACAGAAAACUUGCCUCAAGCGGUCAGAAAUGGUUCUGUCGACAGUUCCCGAGGACUGUCAAAUGGCACCGCAGAGAGAGAAGAACUGAUCCAACUUAACAAGCGUGGAGAACGCGUCGACGAAUUGAUACCCCGACCACCGCUGGAAGCAUGGAGGUUGUACAAUAUGCGCAUUGGAGUCCGCAAACUCUGCGCUGCGUAUCACCUUGGUGGAAAGUGCUCAACACCGAACUGUGGAUAUGACCAUAGCCAUGUCGACCCACCUGUCCUGGAUGUGCUAAGAUACCUCGUGAGAAUGGCGCCAUGUCACAAAGGGCCAGCUUGCCGCCGGGCUGGAUGCUACCUCGGCCAUAUGUGUCAACGUCAUAACUGUAAGGGAUACAAACCCUGCAAAUUUCGACACUAUGGGCACUAUAUAGAUAGGGAGAUCGUGAAGGAGAUACCACCGGCUAAGCGGGAACAUGAAAAGGAAUCUAUAGGGAGCGACGAGGAUCUCGUGGAGCCGCUCAUUAUUCUUUAAGAUAGGCACAGGCUUCUGUCAUGACUAUUGGUCCAAUCUACUUCGAAUCGUGUUGAUAGAAGCAAAAAGCUCAAUUGAGAUUCGGAAAGCAAACGAUCUAAAAUGGAC
This is a messenger RNA of Paecilomyces variotii, 1739 nucleotides long. RefSeq names its product C-x8-C-x5-C-x3-H type zinc finger protein. Bases 189 to 1631 code for a protein of 480 amino acids. Lineage: Eukaryota; Fungi; Ascomycota; Eurotiomycetes; Eurotiales; Thermoascaceae. The transcript has 5 exons. Gene Ontology annotation, molecular function: metal ion binding. The record is from RefSeq and is a predicted model, not a curated record.